Messenger RNA from Daphnia pulicaria, 3281 nucleotides. RefSeq lists its product as uncharacterized. The transcript has 5 exons. The record is from RefSeq and is a predicted model, not a curated record. Bases 446 to 2806 code for a protein of 786 amino acids. Lineage: Eukaryota; Metazoa; Arthropoda; Branchiopoda; Diplostraca; Daphniidae.
UCCAACUUGGUACGGACGUGCCGCUUUCACCUUCCUCCACCCCACCGUGCCAACAACAGCAUCAGACCAUUCUAGAAGGAGAAGUGUUAAGUCUUCUUUGAUAUAUCCGUGCCGUCAUUAUUGUCUUAUAUAAACGCAGUUUGCUGUGAGCAGGAGACAACGGGUCGACGAUGGGUGCUUCCAUCGGUUGAAAAACGUUCGACACCAGGACGAAAAAUUGGCUGUGUGAUUCUGUAACAUCUUUCGAAAUUUGAGUGAUUUUUUUUGUUUUGUUGGGGGAGGUUGAGCAAUUGAUUAACUGUUCCGCCAUCAUCCUUCGCACUACAGAUAUUUUUGACAGGCAUUUAUACAGAGUGGCAUAAGCAACUGGGAGAGACACAACUGGACGGCGGAUGGCCAAGCGGAAGUUGCCGCUUCAGCGACAAUUAUCACAAAGGAGACGUCGAUGGCGUCGAUAGUGGACGACUUACUCGACGAGGGCACUCCGCGGAUGAACAUCACCGUCGAAACGGCCGAGUCGGUUUACUUGAUCCAGUCGUCGGCAUGGCGAUCGGGCAGGACGCAGUGGCCGCAGACGCCCGCCGAAAAGGCCGCCGAAAAGAUUGACUACUACAAAGCCUAUGAUCCGCUGACGGGGCUCAAAAUUGCCGCCACACUCUCGGGAUUCUUGACCAUGGCCGUGCUCUACGUCUUCUACAAGGCAAAGUGCAAAAGGCUGAAAUUCAUGAGAAGCUCCAGCGACGAAGACUCGAUCAUUGUGGACCAGCCAGCGUCGCAGCAGCACUUACGGGAGAGCAACCCGGCGCUGCACAGCAGCAGCAACUCGGCGGCACUCGUCUACCAGGUCGAAGUGGAAUGCUGCAGCGGCGUUAACAAGUUCCAGCAUCAGCAUUACUGCGAAUCCGGUCGCGAAACACCUUCGAGCAUCAGCAUCAUCACGGCCCAGCAGCCGGCCCUGCACCAGUCGACUGUGACCAUCAAAUCCUCUCAGCCGCACUACUACACCGAUGAUAGCGAAAUGCCUGCUUGGAAAAUCUACGCUAAAGAGUUGUUCCUCUACGGAGGCUCGGGACUAUGGCGAUCAGCCAGCCUCCAGAAAGGAAGCGAUCCGGUUCUACUUGUGGCCCAGUCUUCUUUCGACGAGACGAUCAAUAGCCGCAGUCAACGGACUGGGAGUCUUUCAGGUUCCGUGAUGGGCGGACUGGGCAUUUACCGCUGUGACUCUCGGAAACCUUCGUCCGUGUGCGCUUACCCGACGCGCAACAGCCAGUCACGCCUGCAAGUUCCCAAUGUGCAGGGCGGCAAUAAAGCCUGCGCUUCGCAGCUGUACCGCCAGCGCUCGUUGAAUCACCACCACCGCGAGGGCCCGUCGCGAGCCGGCCGCGACCAGCAGCUUAUCAGCCCGUUCGGCAAGAAGAACCUAUUACCUGGGCGCUCCGUCUCGUUCCGCGAGAGUGAUAUGACCAAUUACAGCAGCAGCCAAAGUAAGCGGGUGGCUCGCAGCCGGCCAGGAUCGCUGCACAACAACAGCCGGCCGGACUACAGCCGGCUGAGGAGCGGAAGCUGCAGCAACGCCGAGUCUGCUGGACACCUGCGACCCGAUUCCCUGCCCGUGACCACCACCAGCAAUCGCCGCUCGUCGUUUCGAAUGCCGGCCAGACAGACGUCGAUCCGGGAGAGCCGUCGAGUGAUGGCCGGACCCAGCAUGUCGUUGGACAUUCCGGCUCCAUCGCUUCCGCCACCCUCGCCUCGCUCUCGUUUGGCAGUCGUCCACCGGAUUCCCAUCCACCUCCAGCAGCAGCCGGCUGCCGGCGAAGAUUCCAGCAAAAGUAAAUCCAUGUACUGCCGCUCGGCCUCGCUGACCAGCGAGCCCAUCUCGCGCGGAUGGCGAUCCUCCAUAGCCAAAAUGAUCCGAGCCAAGAGCACCAGUGGAAAUUCGGUGAGAUCCAAUCACGGCGAGCGGACCGAAUGCUCGUCCUCGCCCGGCAAGAAUCGACGGAAUAAUCGAAAUCCAUCCAAUCUGACAACCGGUGGCGAGGCUGUGGGUCAAUGCGGAGCGAUGGUGGACUGCGACGGUGAUAGCGGGCCGGGCUCGUCGUCCCAGCAGCACCGGCACGAGGGACACAUCGACAUUUGUGUGAUCCAGGCGACGCCGACCGCUUCGCCGUGCACCAGCAUCCGGAGUACUUUCAGUGGUGACAGCCUGGAUUCGGCUGCCAUCAAAAACAUCCCGCCGUACGCCAAUUUCAACCCGUCGCCGGCCAUGUCGGUGCGCGAUCGUCGCAAGUGCUUCGCUCGCAUGAAAGGCCAGACAAUCGAUCACGACAACGAGGCGGCUACUAAUACUAAUACUAAUACCAAUACGAUGACGAUUGACACUUCGUUCCUGGCUCCGCCGAUGAUCGAGUACAGCGGCAGCCUCGGUCUCAGUCCUUCCUCCUUGCUGGCCUAUCCAAUGGCGGAGUUGCGCUCGCGUCGAUCCGCCAGCCCAUCAGCGGCUCGCGGCCAUUCGGCCACCACUUGGCUUCAAGUCUUCAAUGAGGAGGGGCCGAAUAAUGCUGCCACUUCAUCUCCCAGAGACAAUUGUCAUCAUCCGUCGGCGAAGAGAUCGCAUCCAGCUGUCAUCGGCAGGUCGCCAGCAGGGCGAACAUCGACGAUGGUGGUCACGGAACACCUGGGAGUGAGCCAGCUUGCGCCGAUGGGCGACGGCGCCGGUGUAGCCAAAGCCUGUCGGCCGGCCAGCCAGUCUUCAAGUACUAGCCCGACCCUACAAAAUACUCAACAGUACACUCAAUUUCCAUUUUAAACAAAUAUCCUCAAAAUUAAAUAAUCAACCAAAAAAUAACUGAAGUUAUUAUAGCUCAUGAUAUAUUCGUAUCGGGCUGAUUGGGAUGGAAGAUAUGACUAUAUAAUCGGAAACAUCACUCGAAUUUCUUUUUAGGUUGCACUCAAUUUAGACAUGUGAUAGGGUCAAUCGCAGCCUAUCAGCGGCUGUAAUGUACAUUGCAAAACCGAACAUUUUUAGUCGAGUUUUUAAGAAUUAAAAUCUGAAGUGACUGAGUUUCGUUUUUCCCUCCAUGAAAUGAUGAUUGCGCAUAUAUUGAUUAUGACUUAAUCUAAUGUUGUUGAGACAGUGCAACUACCGACACCUAUGUGGAAUAUUGUAUACUGGUCAUUCUAUAACUUGUAUUUUCAUAAGUCUGUGCAGUCUUGCAUGCAUGAUUUUGACUUUAUUAUAGAUAAGAAGAUACACGAUUAUAUAAACCGCGCUGUCGAAAUGU